AUGGACGACUCAUCGUCCCCUCCAGACCCGGGCGCCGCACCGGACGUCCAACGCAGGUACUCUUUGCCUUCUAGUCGCGAUGCGGCUGAAUCUAUGAUCAUCUCUCCUAGUUGCGAUGCGACUGAUUCCACGUCUAUUUCUUUGAGUCGAAAUGCGGCUGUUCUCAAGAAUAUCUCUCUUAGUCGCGAUGCGGCUGCCACCAAGACUAGUUGUACAGCGGCCAUAGUCAAGGAAGAGUCCGCAAUGGACACCUCCGAGACCGCUGUGUCUGGUCCUCUUACGGAGGCCGCCAGUACCACUGUAUCCUCUUCGGUUUCAGGAACUGUUACAGAGCCCACCAUGGCACAAACUUCCACUUCGGAAGCCACCCUUUCAGCAACCUUCGCCGAGAUCGCCUCACGCAGUAAGUGGCACUCAGCUGCGUCGUCAUCGUUUGCUGCGUCUCAGCGUAAGUUUCACAGCGAGAAGGAGCUCCCCCAAGAAUCCGACGAAGACUCGGUGAUAAGUAGUUACCAGAAUCUUCUUCUCUCCUAA
Molecule: messenger RNA, 534 nt
Organism: Ostertagia ostertagi
Lineage: Eukaryota; Metazoa; Nematoda; Chromadorea; Rhabditida; Trichostrongylidae
Source: the annotation of a GenBank genome assembly